AUGAAUUUUGAAUUGAGCAGCACGAAACAAAUUGGUAUUGGAUUGACAUUAUUCGGUGUUACAUUUUUCACACUUGGUAUUAUUCUUUUUCUGGAUGGAGCAUUGCUCGCUAUUGGAAAUCUGUUAUUUAUAAGCGGAUUAGUAUUGGUAAUAGGAAUCCAGCGGACAGUGGCAUUCUUUUUUCAAAGGCAUAAAGUCAAAGCAUCUUCAUUAUUUCUCGGCGGGAUUAUUAUUGUAUUAUGUGGUUGGCCGUUGUUGGGAAUCGUUGCCGAAAUCUGGGGCUUUUUUCUUUUGUUUGGUGGUUUUUUACCGGUUGCUGCAAAUUUUCUUCGACAAGUUCCCAUUAUUGGUAGUCUUUUAUGCCUACCGGGAAUAUCACAGAUUUUGGAUCGUUUAGCACCUGAAAGUCGAUAUCCAGUUUAG
This is a messenger RNA of Cercopithifilaria johnstoni, 423 nucleotides long. The record is from the annotation of a GenBank genome assembly. NCBI's taxonomy places the organism in Eukaryota, Metazoa, Nematoda, Chromadorea, Rhabditida, Onchocercidae.